Molecule: messenger RNA, 1245 nt
Organism: Dracunculus medinensis (Guinea worm)
Lineage: Eukaryota; Metazoa; Nematoda; Chromadorea; Rhabditida; Dracunculidae
Source: the annotation of a GenBank genome assembly
AUGUUGCCACCAUUGUAUCGCAUUUUUAUCGGAGGAGCAAGGAGAAUCGUUAACACUCAUCGUCACCUUCACAUUACACAAGGUUCUUUUUUGCCACUCAUUCAAUUUAAAUUAUCAGAUAUUGGUGAAGGAAUCGCAGAAGUCCAGGUGAAAGAAUGGUAUGUUAAGAUCGGUGAUAAAAUUUCACAAUUUGAUAAUAUCUGUGAAGUGCAAAGCGAUAAAGCAUCUGUGAUGAUCACAAGCCGAUAUGAUGAAGAAACAAAAGAAGCAAAUCAAGAAGUCAAAAAAGGAAAGAUCUCGAAUCAUUCGCUUCAUUUCAACCCAGAAAAGCCUCUGGCAACGCCGGCAGUGAGGAGAGUAGCCAUAGAACAUGAUAUAGAUUUAAAAGAAGUGAAAGGGACAGGAAAAGAUGGACGUAUUUUAAAAGAUGAUAUUAUUAGCUUUCUUGAGAGAACAUCUGUUGAAGAAAUCCAAUCAGCUGAAAUGUCAAAGGCUGUUGCUGAACCAAAAAUUUCGACCGCUUUGAAGUUGGCACCAUUAACAAAUGAUAAAGUGAUACCUAUUCGUGGUUACAGUCGUGCCAUGAUCAAAACAAUGACUGAAGCAUUGAAAAUCCCUCAUUUCGGUUAUUUUGAUGAGAUAAAUAUGGAUCGUUUAAUAGAAUUUCGUAAUAAGAUAAAAGAAACAGGUACAAAACGAGGAUUAAAAAUAAGUUAUAUGCCGAUGUUCAUAAAAGCUACUUCAUUAGCCCUUUCUGAGUUCCCAAUAUUGAAUUCUGUUCUCGAUGAUAAACACGAAAAUAUUAUUUACAAGGCAUCGCACAAUAUUUGUAUAGCGAUCGACACAACUGAUGGACUAGUGGUACCAAAUAUAAAAAAUUGCGAACAACGCAAUUUAUGGGAAAUUGCCAGCGAAUUAAAUCGUUUACAGGAGAACGGAAAACGAAAACAAAUAGCCAAAGAAGAUUUGAUUAAUGGAACAUUUACAUUAUCAAAUGUUGGGACGUUGGGUGGAACAUAUGCAAGCCCUGUAAUUUUUCCUCCACAAGUUGCUGUUGGUGCUAUUGGAAGAGUCAGCAAAAUUCCUCGUUUUGACGAAAAUGGAACAGUAUGUGCUGUGCAUAUUGCCAAAAUUUCAUGGUCUGCAGAUCAUCGGAUAAUAGAUGGUGCUACAAUGGCUCGCUUCAGCAACUUGGUGAAGAACUAUCUCGAAAAUCCAUAUUUAAUGGUUGCUGAAUUAAGAUAA